Molecule: messenger RNA, 597 nt
Organism: Macrosiphum euphorbiae (potato aphid)
Lineage: Eukaryota; Metazoa; Arthropoda; Insecta; Hemiptera; Aphididae
Source: the annotation of a GenBank genome assembly
AUGACAGCAUCGACGUACUUUGGAUUAUACGUUACAGUAAAAAACACUUUGGAGCUGAUUCAAUAUUUGUCGGAAAAAUUGAAUUAUAAAUACUUAAUGACAAGACAAUUAAACCAAGAUGCUCUGGAACAUUUUUUUGGACACAUGAGAGGAGCCAGUGGAUCCAACUCUCAUCCAGAUUCAUUGUUGUUUGUUCAAGUUUAUAGGCUUCUAUCUGUGUACUCAUUGGUUAAACCAAUACGUGGAAGUAAUGUUACAGGAAGUGAAUUACUAUCAACCAUAAUUUCCUUAAAAGAUUUGGUUGGUAAGGAACAUAAGGAACGCAAAGAACAUUUUGAGAACAUUAUUGAUAAUAUUAUAAACAAUGCUUCUCCACUCAUGGAUAUUGAAAUUGAAGAUAAUACUUUUAAAGAAAUGAUUGAUGAAUAUGCUUUAACAGUAUUUGCUGGAUACACAGCAAGAAAAAUAAGAAAAUCCAAACUAGCAAAGAACUGUCAUGAAUGUUUUGAAUCUUUAUGUGACUCUAAAAAUGAGAGUACAUUAGAAAGAAAUAGUUUCCUACUUUCCUUGAACAGAAAAGUCAUGGAGGACUUUUAA